This is a messenger RNA of Serinus canaria (Common canary), 1899 nucleotides long. It is a transcript of the gene ACTL10, whose product is annotated as actin like 10. The record is from RefSeq and is a predicted model, not a curated record. Bases 400 to 1728 code for a protein of 442 amino acids. NCBI's taxonomy places the organism in Eukaryota, Metazoa, Chordata, Aves, Passeriformes, Fringillidae. The transcript has a single exon.
UGGCCCCUUCACACUCUGGGAAGGUGCUGGGAGGUCUCCACACAACCUUCUCUUCUCCAGCCUCAACAGCCCCAGCUCUCUCAGCCUGUCUCCAGAGGGGAUGUGCUCCAGUGCCCUCACCAGCUCUGUGGCCUCCUCUGGAAUUGCUCCAACAGUUCCAUGUCCUUCUUACACUGGAGACACCAGAACUGUGCACACUAUUCCAAAUGGGAUCUCACAUGAGCAGAGUAGAUGAGAAGAGUCACCUCCUCUGACCUUCUAGCCCCUCUCCUUCAGAUACAGCCCAGGAUUUGGUCCAAUCACUCAAUUCUUCUGUCCAGGGUUCCCUUGCUUCCUUAAAACCACCUGAACUUCUGUCCUUGCACUGCUGGAAAACCUCAGGGAUGGAGACAAGGAGGGAUGCUCAGCGAGACCGGGAGCGAGGAGGGACAACCCCAGCCACUUCUAGAGCAGACACUGCCGUACCCCAGUGGGGCAGAGCAGGCACCUGAGCCUGGUUUGCCCUCACCAGCCCCCCUCCUGUCCCACUGCAGGCUGUUCCUCCGUGCCCGGCAUCCCUGCGGAGCGCCAGCCAUGCUGAAGCCCGCGGUGGUCAUCGACAGCGGCAGCCGCUUCACCCGCGGCGGCUUCGCGGGCCAGGAGCAGCCCCAGUGCGUGCUGAGGACGGUGCUGCUGCCGCCCUGCAGCGUGGGCACCCCCUGGGAGCCCUGGCAGCCCUGCAGCGUGGGCACCCCCUGGGGGCCCUGGCAGCCCGGCCCUGGCACGGAGAGCCCGCGGUGCUCGGCCGCGACCCCGCGGCGCCGCCCGCUCAAGCGCGGCCUCGUUGAGGACUGGGACGCCAUGAAAACUCUGUGGGGCCACCUGCUCUGCUGCCGCCUCCAAGUGUCCCCAGAGGAGCACCCGGUGCUCCUGGCCGAGUCCCCGUCCUGCCCCGCCGCCGACAGGGCGAAGGCGGCCGAGGUGCUGUUCGAGGGCCUGGGGGUGCCCGCGCUGCACCUGGCCAACAGCGGCUUCCUGUCGCUCUGCGCCCACGGCAGGGUCACCGGGCUGGCCGUGGAGGCCGGGGCAGCCGUGUCCCACGUCACCUCCGUCUGGGGGGGCCAGACCCUGAGGAAGGGCACCCGCAGUCUGGGGGUGGCCGGGGACCACCUGUCCAGGCACCUGCACGGGCUGCUGCUGCAGAGCCACACAGAGCCCUCGGCGCUGCCGGCCCUGACGAAGAAGGUGCUGACCCAGCUGAAGGAGCAAUGCUGCUACGUGUCCUUGGACUACGAGGGAGACCUCCAGGAGGAGGGAUCCCACCCCCCAGCCAGAUUCCAGACCCCCGACGGGAGCUGGAUCACCCUGGGCAAGGAGCGCUUCUGCUGCCCGGAGCCGCUGUUCCGGCCCGAGCUGCUGCAGCUCAGCUGCCCCGGGCUGCACCAGCUGGCCUGGCAGAGCCUGCAGACGGUGCCUGAGCAGGCCAGGAGACACGUGCUGGGCAACAUCGUGCUCUCAGGAGGCUCCUCCAUGUUCCCUGGCUUUCCUGAGAGGAUCUGCUUGGAGCUGAACCUCCUUUUCCGAGGAGCGGGUGUGCACGUCGAGGUGCUGGCCAACCCCAGGAGGGGCUCGGCAGUCUGGGCUGGGGGCUCCAUGGCAGCCUCGCUCACCUCCUUCCAGCACACCUGGAUGACAAAGGGAGAGUACCAGGAGCACGGGGCCGAGUACGUGCACACGAAGUUCCAGUAGAGAGGUGGCAGCCAUCCCCUGUGUCACUGCAGGAGGGACUGAAACACUGCCCUGCCCCGGGGGCAGCUGCAGCAGUGGUGCCUUAGUGGCUCCUGUGCUGCUGCAGGGGUGCAAAGUCAAUUAAAGUGCCCCAAAAGAAGGAAAGUGCUUUUCACUGCCACUCCAGAUUAU